Molecule: messenger RNA, 3471 nt
Organism: Rhipicephalus microplus (southern cattle tick)
Lineage: Eukaryota; Metazoa; Arthropoda; Arachnida; Ixodida; Ixodidae
Product: vitamin D3 receptor
Biological process (GO): cell differentiation; negative regulation of transcription by RNA polymerase II; positive regulation of transcription by RNA polymerase II
Molecular function (GO): RNA polymerase II cis-regulatory region sequence-specific DNA binding; nuclear receptor activity; zinc ion binding
Source: RefSeq, a predicted model, not a curated record
GUGAACGUGUGAAAUUAGUAAUUUAACAGAGGUGUUUCUUCGCGCUGUAUGAGAUGCUCCGCAUUAUCAUGUCGUGAAAACAUUCAUCUCGCUGUCCAAGUUUUCCUGACCAAUAAUUAGCACAAUGAAAUCAGGAAAUCUCUAAUCUGCGUCAAAUUUCAGUAAUUGUCUAACACAUCAGGAAGGCUUCAAAGCAAGCCUGCUUUCUUCCAAAUACUGAUGUAGUUAGCAUACACAGAAGCAGUUGUUCCUUUCUUUCAGCUCGAUUGCUCACAUCGACAUUUAAGUUGACAUUUCGCAAGUGUAGCUCGCUUCACGUGCCGCUUAUCAGCCAGGUUUGUUGUAGAGCGACUGAAAUGAAUUCGAAUUCCGGAUUUACGACCAGGCACCCACUAAUGGGCAGAUCCUGGUGAGGUGCCCUCCAACCACCGCUCUACCUCUUUACUUGACGAUAAACAGCCAAUGCAUAAUUGAGCAAUAGUGCGCUUACAUCACAAGCUUUCCUUUUUUUCUUUCCUCCCCAAGUGAGACUGCGUCACCUUGAUCUCUAACUGGCUCUGGAAGCGAGGCCUUCAAGUUGACGCGUCCUUGCUCAUUUUCUCGCGAGGCUACUAUUUUUGUUCCUUUUCUUCGAGGGGAGCUAGUCGAGGGUUGCGGAUCUCUCUCUAUCCAACCAGACUAACUCGUACUGUACGCAUGCUCGAGGAGGGUGCAGAAAGGUGCGCGAUCGCGCCUGUCAAAAAAAAAAACAAUUCAGUUUAUCGUCGCUUAGAAUUCAUGGGCCUCGAUAGGCACACACUCUCUCUUUUAUUCUCUCUCAAAAUCGUUCUUUCUUAUUUCUCUUGAUAUUCGUUCAGUGCUAAGUACUCCCGGUGCAAGUCUGUUUCUGUAACUGUCGAGUUGUCACAGAGCCGUAAAUUUGGGGCACCAUCCGAUUGAUAGCGUUUUAAUUGUUUAAUUGGCUCACUCGUGCUUCUAGCGUUCGUAUUGCAAAUGUAUGUGCAGCGAGCGUUGAAAGAUCAGGCCAUUUCAUUUGACAUGCCGGUGCUUUCAACGCCGAAAUCACGCAGGUGUGCCACCGGGGCCGUUGAGAGGUCGACACAUAUUUCGCGCAGUCGUGGCAGGAUACUCGACUUUCUCAUAGGAGAAUAGAAAUGGAAGCACGGAAUUUGAGCAAGUAGUCGCCUCCUCAAAUCAGUCAGUGAAAGUUAAGGCCAACGAGUCUCGUGAUCGAGUGACGAAGACAACGUUGGCUUAACGAAACGCACCCUAUUAUCUGCGCAAUCUCGGGAGACGAGCAUUUGCACCACCCACUCUGUGCCGAUUGCGCACAGGUUUCACCAGAGAAAGCAGUGGAGUCUUGCAGUGCAUUCAAGAAGGCAGUGCUUCAAAGAAAACGUUGUAGAGUUACAGCACAUUCUAGAAGCCCGCACUUCAAACCCCAAUUCUUCGAUCAUGUGACGCUAACGUGAACGCACACUCGCCAGCAAUGCUGUCUCAGUGCUCGCAACUCUGUCGCAUGUUAGAACGUGCCGCGAAAUGGGACAAAAGCGACUGGCUCGAAAAUUGUCUUCAUCGCUAGUAGCUCGACAGUGUGUGUCCUUUGUUCCCGGCGUUCUCCUGUGGUGUUUCACAAACCUUGCAUCGCCGAAAGUGAUGCCACGUAUGAUCUCAUUCUGACAUAUCUCGAAACGACAAAGGGGCGAGCACGUCGACUAUACAGAACGGAGAUAGGUCUUCAUCUAUACUUUGGAUUCUUGACCUUCGCACUUUUCUUUUUGUUUUUAAACGUGAACACUUUUCAUAGACCAGGACGGCCAGAAGUGUUCUUCUCGUGCACUCUACGCAUGCCGAUGCUAUAAACAACGUGUUCCGUCGUCAUGCUGGAUAUCCGCCGCGUAGUUGCUUCUCGUGCAACCUGUUUCGCUGGCUUGGGAGCACCGUGAAGAUGUGAUCCACGGAUAUGAGCGACGCCCAGGAAAGCCACCCGCAGCAACGCCAACGCCCCAGUCAAAACCAGAGGCACUGCGACACGACGACCCCCACAGCAACCUCUACCACUCUUCGGACCGAUAGCACGAUUACCUCGCCGUCAGCAGAGUCCAGCCCCGCAGCAGCUGGCUCGGUAAAUCCGGAGUCGGGAACCAACAAGCCAUGGCCGCCGCGGAUAUGCGGCGUGUGCGGCGACCGAGCCAAGAGCUACCACUUCGGCGGCAUCUCCUGCGACAGCUGCAAGGCCUUCUUCCGACGCUCGGUGCAGAACGAGUCGCACUUCCAGUGCCCCAACCGCGGCAACUGUCGCAUCACGCUCGCGUCUCGCAAGAGCUGCCAGGCGUGUCGCUUCGCCAAGUGUCUCGCCAUCGGCAUGGAGGCCAGCUGGGUAAUGACCGAGCAAGAGCGCAGGGCCCGAAUGCAGCAGCGAUUGAUCGCGAAAGGUGACAGUGGCGGCCGACCAGCGCCGCCGCCACGACCUCCGGAGACGCCCCCGUCCGCCGAAGACGUCGGUCUUCUGGAAGAACUCGUCCACGCCUACGUGGCUGGUUGUGCCGGUGCCCCUUUCGCGGCGCACCUGCAACGUGAAGAGAAGUCCAGGACAGAACUCCUGGACGUGUUCUUCACGCUGGUGCACCAGAUAAGCGGAUUUGCACAGGGACUGCAAGCAUUCGCGAGGGUUCGCGAGUCGGACAGACACAUCCUCCUAAGAACCGCCGUGCUCGAACUGUGCUUCCUUCGCAGUGCGAUGAACUUUGACGACGAGGACGACCGGUGGCCCUCGAGGGUUCACUUCGGUGAUGAGGCAACUUCGGUGCCGUGUGUGCGCGCUUCCGACGUGGAACGCUUAGUACCGGUUGAACUGUGGGCGCUGCACCGGAAAUUCCUGGUGUCCACACGGAGGCUCAAGCCCGACCCUCUGACCCUGCUCUUGCUGUCGGCGAUAGCGCUCUUGUGUCCGGACAGGGCUGGAAUCAGAGACCUGGAGACGCUUGCCCUUCAGCAGGAGCGUUAUUGCGCGCUACUUCGCAGGUACGUGACGUGGCGCAAGGUGGCGCCCAUCGAGUUCGCCAAGGUUCUCAUGCGGCUUCCCGACCUGCGUGAGCUGGCGGACACGCACGCCGACUCGGACUUGCUCUUCGAUGCCAAGGAAGCAGCUGACGUGCAGAGACACCUUUCCAACGUCAUGGUGCGUACCGUUGAGGUUCCGGCUCAAGUUGGUGACGUAACGAGCGAGUCCCCGUCACUUCCAGCGCCACCAAGGUGGAAGUUUCCGGGAGACCUGCAGCUGCUCAGCGUCGCCGAUUCAGCCGGAGAAGAUUCGGCCGAGGAGGAAUCGGCAGAGGAGUCGUCUAGUCAGGGAUCGUCAGACCGGUCGGUGCCAGGAGCCCGCAAAAGCUGACGCUCCCGGAACGGAGCUGGCACGUGCCGUUCGCAAAGGAACGCGGCAACAAGGUUAGAAGCAGAAGAAGAGGAAAC